CAUUCGAUUUCGUUCAUUCGACUUGUCGCCGGCAACACGCGCGCACGCUGCUGCACUUGAUUAUUAUUUUUUAUUAUUACUUUAAUCGUCAUUAUCGUUAGUGUCGAUCAUUCCCAUCGCAUUCCGCGUAUUUUGUACCGUUGUACUUGCAGUCCACGCGACGAAGACCGCGGUCUACGGUUUUUCUUUUUUUUUCUUGACGUUUUAGAUUUUUAAUCUUUCCAUUUUGUCUUGCGUUCAGCUCGAUUGAAUUCCGUGGCAGUGCGCCGUUUGUACUUUUCGUCCACCCUUUACUUGGACUAAUAUAAUACAUAUAUAUCAUACGUUCGAACCACUGCAGUGUUGUGAUACACCUAAAGCUCUACUUCAACAUUUUUUUUCAAGAGUAAAUGGGUUUUACGACUGAACAAUGAGUGUAAGGGCAUCUAUUUGUUUGAUUUCAUUGAAUAUCCUUUUAGGAUUCGUUUUGUUUGUUAGAGGUGAACACUUCUAUUUACCCAAGGAAAACAAUGUUUUCUCUAACGAUUUGCAAGACGACUGGGUUCCGGUAUCUGGUAUUGAUAAAAGGUCAACUAGACUCAACAGUGGAUUUUCACAAGUUGUCCAUAUAACGCCACCCGUCCGGUACACCAACCGACCACCCAACCAACAACCAGCGGCUUCUAACAAAAUCGAAGUGUUCGCUCAACCACCACCCACUAUAUUAGGUUCCUUUAGCGAAUUCGGCCACGCUACUAUUGAAGCGCGGGAGCCAGCGCACACUUUAAAUUUCAGGCCUAGCUACAACUUUGACAGACAUUACGAAGAGUCUAACGACCGGCGUUUUCAACAGAAUGACUACAACGAACCAGAAGACCUACAAAAGCCUCCAGCAAUCGUAGUAUUCAACGCUCAACAACGUCACCCUCAAAACUAUCAAAAGCCACCACCAGUGCAAUCACCUCCGCAGUUCUAUCAAAACUUCCAAUACCAAAACAUCAACAACAACCCCAACAAUUACAACAACAACAACAACAAUCAUAAGAGCUUUGGGUUUAAGGAACCGCCAAUCGUACAAGAUCCGCCCAAGAGACUGACGCCGUAUUACGUGCCCAAUGAUCAUAUUUUCCCAAGACCGCAGGGUAACAACAAACAGGUGUAUGCGGAACAACGGCCGAAACCUUAUUUAGUGAGCCCCUCGGACUCGAUACAACAACAACAACACAAACUACAUCACCACCAUCACCAACACCAUCAACAACAACCAGUACAACAACAACAGCAACAGCAACAGGAAUACAUAUCGUCUACCGAAGGAGGAUCGUCUGCGCACUUCCAAAAGUAUCCGGGUCACGUGGAAAAUCAAAACUUGUACCCACAAAUCUCGAAUUUUGCGCGGCCGUUCGAACAGACCAACGGAGAUCAAAACGUUUUUAUAAAACCCAAUCAGUACGUGCAAAACCUUAACGUGGGUACGGAAGUGCGGUUUGGCCAGGAAAACAAUGGUCAACCGCUCCGACCGGUUACCGUGGACUUGUCAACCGCGUUCACGCAUCCGGCGACCAGGCCGUUCAGCAAGUACCAAACACCAACCCCCAAAAACGAAGAACUCUAUCGGAUAUUCCCGGUGAAGGAAGUCAACGCUCUUCCCGCCUUUUUGCCCACGCCGGUUACACUAGGCCAACAACAAUUCGCAAACAACCGUCCGAAGGCCCCAUACUUCAAGGAAGCGGCGGCGGUAGGCGGUUCGUCGGAGUACGACGCUCGCGAGGAACAGGACGAGAACGAGUCCAGCGAGCAGUACGACAUAAUGAAGAGCCCUACCAAACCGAUGUCGACCUCGACCACGACGACCACGACCACGGUCGCGCCCAAGACAACGCGCAAGCGAAAACCGACGACGACUACGACGACUACUUCGACGACCACUGCUAUGCCGGAGGACUACGACGAGUACGCCGUGCCCAAUCGCCAACAGUUACAGUUACAAGAACACCAACAGGACUACCGUCCACGACAACAGUACCAACAAUCGCACCAGGAUUACGAAACAGUGGUCGUGCCGACGACGACGGAGGCGUCGACGACCUACGCGCCCGUCAGGGAAGAACGACCGGUUCCGGUGUCGGUGAACAAGUUCAAGAAAAAGAAACCGUUGCCGUCGGCCAGGCCUAAAGAACCGUAUCCGGCGGCCGAUUACGAAUACGUGCCCGAGCGAGUGACUUUGGCACCGCCGACCACCACGACCACUACCGCGGCGACGACCACGACCGCGGCUACCACGACGACGACCACAAUGGCGUCGCAAUCGAGUUCCGCCGACGUCGCGGCGUCGUCGGACGUGCGCGCAAAGACCAAAGCCAAGUACGGUAACGGUACGCGACCGCGGUUCAGUAUCAAAGACUAUAAGACCAGUACGACGUCGCCGUCGACCACCACCAGCAGUACGGAGAAAGCGCCGUUCACGAUAGGACGGAGGACGACGACCGCGAGUCCCGCGCCCACGGAUCCGGAAACCGUCGAACAGCCCGCAAACACGACGACCCGGAAGACAUACAAACCGCGAGUACGGCCUAACCGGUACAAGGCUGGCACGUCGACCACGACUACCACCACUGAGGAACCGCAACAGCAACAGGACACAACCACCACGGAACGGACUACGUAUCGAAGCAAAUACAAGCCCGGCAAGUACUACAACAGGCUGAGGACGAGCACUGAUUCCUCGGCGGCGGCGGUGGUUGACGACGGCGGAGAACCUGUGGCCGCCACGGAACCGACUAGACCGGCAGUGUACUCGGCCAAACGGAGGACGGUGCCGACCAUCAGGACGGCCGCGGUGACGGUGGCGGCGGCCGAAGAGCACAACUCGCUCAGGAGGAGUUCGUCCGUGUCUCCGCUGGACGAUAACACCUCCGAAGCUAUGGACGCGGCGUCUUCCGAAGACGUAGACUACGUCGCGACCACGGUCGCGGUAACCCCGGCGGCCCCGAGGCACAAGUACCACACUUCGUACGCGGCCGACAGACCGCUGUUGCCCAUCGAAUCGUUCUUCCAGUCGUCGAUGGCCGCGAAUAAACGACAUCACAACGAGAGGAGAUGAUCGCCGCGGUGCUAUUUAUAUGCAUAUAUACGUAAAGCAGCUCAACACGUAAUUUUAUAAUAUUAAUAUAAUGAUAAAUUAUUAGAACAGUGAUGUCCUACAACUGUAAAGGCGCUUACGACAGACAGCUGAGUAAUAUCCGACCGCAGAAUGGCCGUUACGAAUUACACGUCGGCCCUCGGCCCUAUACACGAUAUAAUAAACGACCGAUCGAAGUAUAGUUAAUUUAUAGAAUAUAAAUGAUUUUAUAUCGAUGUCAAUAUUAUAGAUUUUCAUAACUAUUCGCACUUUUGUUUCGUGUUAAUGGUUUUCAGACAUUAUCGCUUGUAUAUGUUCACCGAAACCUGCGUGUAUUGGAUGCCAUCGGAUAUUUCUAAGCUUUUGUGUAAUUCAAUUCAAUAAUUUUUAAAUAUCAUUAUUGCGUUUCACCGUCGUCGUCAAUCUAUACGUUUGUACUAAGUACGACUUAAUAGUAGCUUCGGUACACAUUCUAUAAUCGGUAUAAGUAGUCUCCCUCGUAGACCGGCCUCCUCUAAAUAUAAAUUAUAAUAUUAUAUGAUCAAUAUUUCGUUGUGACAUUAUUAUUAUAGUAAGUACUAAGUAGUUUUUUUUUCAGAACUGUACAUAAAAAAUAAUAUUUAUAGUUUUAACAUAUAACUUUGUAUUUUUUUUUUUAUACAUAAUCAUAAUAUGUAUAUCUAUUUACACUUAUUUAUUUGAAUAAUAAAAACAUAUUGUUAUAAUCCUUAAUUGUAUGUUCAGUUUAGUCAUAAUACGUACCCACAUCGUAUUGUACGAUAAAUUUUGAAAAUAAUAAUAUCGAAAUUAAACGUGCAAUAUGCUAUAUUAUAUAAAUACAUAUACGUAUACAUUAUAAUAAGUAAAAUUAUGUAUCAUUAAAAUAAUUAUGAUGUCUUAAAAUUAUUUUUAUACUUAAAUUAUUGAUUAUUCGUGCGUAAAUAUUAUGUAUGUCUAUUAUAGGUAUAUAAUUUGUAUAUUAUAUUUUUACUUUUUAAACAGCAUUUAUAUUCAAACUGAAAUACAAUAAUAUUGUACAGGAAAUGAGUAAUUUUAAUGAAAACUACAAUUAAAACAUGUUCCGUAAAAAUAGAUAUUAUAUAGAUUAUAGUCCAAAUAUUUAUUUAUCUUUUAAUAUACUAAAAUUAUUUUAAUUCA
Messenger RNA from Aphis gossypii (cotton aphid), 4258 nucleotides. RefSeq names its product general transcriptional corepressor trfA-like. The transcript has 4 exons. The coding region runs from base 410 to 3082 and encodes 890 amino acids. The record is from RefSeq and is a predicted model, not a curated record. Lineage: Eukaryota; Metazoa; Arthropoda; Insecta; Hemiptera; Aphididae.